Messenger RNA from Lacerta agilis (Sand lizard), 2723 nucleotides. Its product is annotated as stimulated by retinoic acid gene 6 protein-like. The transcript has 18 exons. Gene Ontology annotation, cellular component: plasma membrane. Gene Ontology annotation, molecular function: signaling receptor activity; retinol transmembrane transporter activity. Gene Ontology annotation, biological process: vitamin A import into cell. The record is from RefSeq and is a predicted model, not a curated record. Bases 143 to 1957 code for a protein of 604 amino acids. Lineage: Eukaryota; Metazoa; Chordata; Lepidosauria; Squamata; Lacertidae.
GGAAUCCCAGGGAAAAUCAAAGACUGCACUGCAGAAUUCCUGCCAGAAGAGAAGGAAGGCAGGAAGAAACACACCCAGAUCCCUGGCACGUGAAUAGUUGUGCUUAGAUGUGCCUCUAGAAUUGAGUGCAGAAUUGCUCAGCAUGGCUGCUGAGGCAUGGCAAUUGAAAAAUGAAACCUGCACAAGUUCAGUGGACAUGGAACUCUUCCUGCAUUGUUCACUACUUCCAUCGAUUGCCAUCAUUGUGGUGCUGUCCUGUCUCGAAAAAAGAGCUAGGAGAAGCCGGCUAGAUGAAAAAUGGCCUCUUCUCAACAGGAGAUGCGGCAUGGUCACACCCUUGGAUUUUACGGGGGCAUUCAGCAAUCGGUGGUCCCUGGGCUUUGCCUUUGGAGCUACAGCCAACAAAGUCAUGAUUCUGUUUUCGGAAAACUAUCUCCCACUGCCCAGCAAGUUCAGAUGGGCGCAAGCCUUUGUUCUUCUCACUGGUGCCCUGGAAGUGGGCCUUUCAUCCUAUCCUUUCUUCGCUUGCCUGUCCACACAUUUCUCGAUCAUGGGGGCCACACUUGGAUUCCUCUACACAGGAAGUUGGUUUGUCAUCAUAGCCAUGAACAUUGUGCAGUGCCCACAUGGACAAAUCAUCGGGGAAUAUGAAAAUAUUAUUUUUUACUGGCCCUCCUUGCUCUGCCAGGUUUUCCUGCUAGGCAGAUUUGUCCAUAUGUUUGUGAAAGCGUCAUGGGGCCGACUCCGGCUGCCUCCUCUAAGUGAGGAGGAGGCCACCUUCUUGGAAGCACAUCAGACUCAAUAUGUCCAGCAGCUCAUGAGGAAGCCUCCACUGAUGCAGCCUCAGAGAUCCUGGAUCCGGCAGAAGGUGUAUGAAUGGGACCCUUAUUUUCAGUUCCCCAGCAGGAUGAUCACCAUGGCUGUGCUUGCCCUUAUCUGCCUCUACAUGUUUGUUGUGAAUGAGUUUUAUGUCUACAAGCUGGUUUCACAAGUGCUGGAAGCUCUGAAGUCCACCUUUGAUGUGGUUAUUGUUUCCAGCAAUACAACAGAAGUAGUUGCCCGGGUCGAGUAUUUGAAAGAAUUUAUUGACGUCACAGAAGGUGUUUGGUUUUUCACCACCUUCACUGCCUGCCUCACCAGUGUCAGCUACGUCUUCCACAUCUUGGCCUGCUACAGAAAGCACAUGAAACGGCUGUGGGCUGGGCAGAAGCAAUUCCUUCCGUUGGUGUUUGUCAGGCUGUCAUCUUCUCAAAAUGUGGCUGCAAUAGCAAGAUACUCCGGUUGGCAAAUUGCAUACAUACUAUGGGGGUACCUGAUCAUCCACAUGGUUCAGUGCCUCUUUGGGGUGAUGUUCAUGUAUGGUUUUGUUUUGCCCAUCAAGCAUGGUCAUGGGAUCGGAAUGCUUAAAAGUCUGGGAACUGGGAUCCUCACACUUGCCGUUGUCAUAGGGCUCAUGCAACUGCAGAUUGCAACAGCUACUGCCUUCUUUCUUCAGCCGAAGAUUUUGCUGACUGACAAGGAAAAGCCUUUGGCUCUUGAUAACAGGAAAGCUUUCCACAAUUUCAACUACUUCUUAUUCUUCUACAACGUGGUGCUGGGCCUGGGGGCCUGCCUGUUCCGUCUGCUGUGCAGUGUCAUCGUGGGAGCCUGGCUGAUUGCUCGGAUAGACAGGACAAUCAUGCCCAAAGGCUAUGAAGCUGCUGAUCUGGGAUUCAGGACAUGGAUUGGGAUGCUCUUUAUGGACCACUACCACACAAAUCCCACCCUCGUCUGUUUUUGUCACCUCCUUGUGGUUCAAACAAGAGACAGACAACAGCAGAGAACCACCAACUAUCAUCAUUUCACCAACGCAACAGUAACAGAUUUCAGGGUUUCCAACAAAGCCAGGACCAGAUGGCUGUUGUCAUACACUCUUCUAAAUAACCCCAGCCUCUCAGCACUCAGGAAACCAAAAUGAGGGUCCUCUCCUACAAACGUGUUGCUAAUUCCCCCCACUACAGAUGCAACGGGACUGAAAUGAACCUCACUGAGACUGCAUUGCCAUAUUCCUCAUAUGCAACUUCCUAAUACUGUAUCAGAGCAUUGGCCCAUCAAGCUGAGUCUAUGUACUAAGAUUGGCUGCCGGUCUACUCCAGUUCUGCCACCUGAGACCCUCUUAACUGAAGAGACUCCAGCGAUUGAAUCUGGGACCUUCUGCUUGCCAAGGAAAAACUCUGCUAUUGAGCUCUAACCAUUCAUCCCCUGAACUUGAGCUUGCUAUUUGAAAUGGUCUGGAGAACUGCUAGCCCAGAUGUCUUUAUGCCCGUAUGAUGUGGAAGAUAUCUGAAUACUACCUCAUUUGCUGGCUUUCAUCAUGCUUCCGGCAUUUUUUCAUUGUUAUUUCUCCAGUGAAACCCACCUCCGGGUGAUUUUUUUGGCAUAGAUGAAUCUAACUGCUGGAAUUGUAGACAAAAGGCCUCUGAUAUGUCCAUCCUUCCCCAGUAGAAAAUGUACUACAGCUGCAUCUUCAAAAUUCACAUGACAGCACUGUGGUCAAACUGGUGAUGUCACAGCACACACCAGUGAGGUCAUAGUUACUGUACCCAGACAUCAGAAAGGCCACAGCUCAGUAAGCCUGAUGCCCAUAUAUGUUUGGAAAUCAUCCAGUUUUAAUUUUUUACUGCUGGUAAAAGUUUGUAAUUCAAAAUGAGUAUUCAGAAAUAUUGACAAUUUGAACAUUGCAA